Molecule: messenger RNA, 7323 nt
Organism: Labrus bergylta (ballan wrasse)
Lineage: Eukaryota; Metazoa; Chordata; Actinopteri; Labriformes; Labridae
Gene: pik3c2a
Product: phosphatidylinositol-4-phosphate 3-kinase, catalytic subunit type 2 alpha
Biological process (GO): phosphatidylinositol-3-phosphate biosynthetic process; phosphatidylinositol-mediated signaling; cell migration
Cellular component (GO): plasma membrane; phosphatidylinositol 3-kinase complex; cytoplasm
Molecular function (GO): 1-phosphatidylinositol-3-kinase activity; 1-phosphatidylinositol-4-phosphate 3-kinase activity; phosphatidylinositol binding
Source: RefSeq, a predicted model, not a curated record
CCAACCAACCUCCUCAACAGGAACUGACGUCCCCUCAGUGCAAGUGGACGGAAAAAAAAAAUGCAGCUGCAGGAAAAAAUGGCUCCAAACACCGCACCGCUAAAAGGUGUUUAAAACAUUUUAGCGGUACCCCUUGGGCCACUCUGACUUAAAGGCUGAAACACCCAUGGCACCUUUUAGUUGACAGAAUGGCCCAGAUUUCAAGUGGUAAUGGGUUCAAGCUGGAUGUCCCCCAGCCGAAAGGGGUUGUGGGUAAAGAGGAAGCCCUUCGCAUGGAGGAAGAGGCUUUAGCGAAGUUGCAAAGGGAUAAGAGACCGACCCUAUCAACUUCAGCCCCGUCGUCUUCCUCUGCAGCAUCCUUCUCAAAACCAAAACCAUCAAAGUCGACCACUGCUGCUCCUCAACCAUCACCCUUGACUCACAGACCAGAAAAGGACCUCAUUGUCUUUCCAGAGACCAAGAAGCAGGCAGAGCAAGACCAGUUCAGUGACAUUGAUGUGGACAAACUGACUAAUGAGGAACUUGAAAAGCUCCUACUGGACGAAAACUUUGGGGCGAACAGCAAAGUGCCCCGGCCCUCAUCACUGCUGGGGUUUAACCUCAGUGCCUCCUACCCAGGGGGCCAUGCCUGUAGUUCCUCUCCUUUCCAGAGUGGCCAGUGGACCCCUGUUCUGUCCACCCCAUCUAGCUCCAAUGUGUCCACUCCCACCCAUCAGCCUAUCCCAGUUUUCCCCUCGGCUCCAUUCCCCAAACCAGGCACAUUUCAGAACGGCUUCACUCCAACCAUGUCUCCCUUCAUGACCAUGUCGGCACAGCAGCCAUCCUUCAUGGCAUUCACUCCCAUCCAGCCUGCUGCUGCCAUGGUCUUCCAGCAGCCAGCUGUGGACCCGCAGAUGGCCAAACUCUUCGACAAGAUUGCCAGCACCUCAGAAUACUUGAAGAAUGGCAAAUCAUCCAGCACUGACCUAGAUUCCUCUCAAGCAGGCAUAGCUUCCCUGGCACCCAACCCACCACCCCAGCAGCCAGCAGUGACGGAGUCCUCUAGCAUUAGUCGCUUUGACUGGCUGGAUCUGGACCCACUUACGAAGCGUAAAGCUGAUAAUGAGGAUGCCUCCCCGGCAGCAGGAGACCCCACACAGACAGCACAAGGACCUUCUGCCGGGGAUCCUUGGGACGCAGUGCUUGAGACUGAAGGGAAUAGCACAAACAGCAGCAGCCCACCUCUGGAGGGGAAAGCAUCUCUGUCAGUUCGCUCACCGGCCAGGAGAAUUUCACCAGGUGCUGGUGUCACCAGGAGUCACUCGCUCAACAUCCCAGGGACCUCCUCUCAGCACAAACCAAACAAUCAGGAGAAGGGGAAAGGAAAGGGCUUGGUGAAGAAUGCUGCCCUGGAAGAGCAGGACGCCCAAAACCUGGAGGUUGUCGCCUUCUGUGAAGACGUAGCAACACUGCGCUCCAAGUUCCCUCAUGUCGACAUGUCCACCAACCCGGGCUACGUCCUCAGCCCGGUCAUUACCCAGAGAGACGCUGGAGGGGACAACAGCUGCUCUGUGAAGGUUUCUAUAGAGAUCUCUGAAUCUCAGCAGCCGGUUACCUUCACCUGUGACGUGAGUUCUCCGGUGGAGUUGCUGAUCAGUCAGACUCUGUGCUGGGUGCACGAUGACCUGGACCAGGUGGACUUCUCCAUCUACCUGCUCAAAGUCUGCGGCCGGGAGGAGGUGCUGCAGAAUAAACACAGCCUCGGCAGCCAUGAGUACGUCCAGAACUGCAGGAAGUGGGAGAAUGAGAUCACAUUACAGCUCCUCUCUCACUCCACCAUGAGAAGAGACUUGGCACGCACUGUGGAAGAUGACAACUCUGCGAUAGAUUUAGAGAAGCACCUCAGCCAAGUGGAGCGGCCUUUCAGGGAGAACGUCACCAGACAAGGCCUGGCUGACUAUCUAGAAGGCUAUCACAAUCAAGUCAACAUCUGUCUUCAGAAUGAGAGUACCCAGUAUAAGACCGUGGACCGGUUGGUGCAGACGAUGAAGAACCUGUGUUGCGCCCUGGACGAGGUGGAGACACAAACUAUCACAGAGGCCAUCAAGAGACUGAAACACUCCGUCAAUUUACCCAGGACACGCUCGCCCAAGUUGGGGUCUUCAUCAUCUGGUCAAUCAUCAAAUGGUCAAACCAGUCCGGUGGAGGAGUGCAUGGCCUCGCUGACGCAGGCUGUGUACGACCUGGGCAAGCUCUACCUGCGCUCCUUCUGCCCCCCUUCUGCCUCGUUCAGCUCCCCUUCGUUACCCCAGCCUGCAGAGGGAGAAGGUGUAGAGGGCAGGAGCAGCAAAGAAGCUUCGGGCACCACAGACCACCUUCAGUUCACUCUGUUUGCUCUGCACGGCAUCCCGGCCAACUGGAUCAGCAGUUAUGAGAAGUACUUCCUGAUGUGUUCGCUCACCCACAAUGGCAAGAACCUGUUUAAACCGGUCCAGUCCAAGAGAGUGGGCACGUACAAGAGCUUCUUCUACCACAUCAAAUGGGACGAACUGAUUAACUUCCCCAUAGCAGUAGCUGUCCUCCCACUGGAGUCCAUACUGAGCCUGACUCUGUUCGGGAUGCUGAACCAGAACGCCAACGGCUCCCCGGACUCCAACAAACAGAGGAAAGCUCCAGAGCUGCUGGGCAAAGUCUCCAUGCCGCUGUUUGACUUCAGAAGGGUGCUCGCCCGAGGCAGCAGGUUGUUGUGUCUUUGGACGUCGGCCCAGGGAGCUGCUGCUGCUUCUGCUGCCAGCUCCACAGCAAGCCGCAAGAGGAUGCCCACAGAGAGAAUAGUGCUACAGGUGGACUUCCCCAACUCACCUGUGGAUGUUUUAUAUGUGGGACCAAAGGAAGACCCGAGCCCGGAGCCCACGGUGGAAGAACUGGACCCGGAUCUGCGACGUAAACUUGAGAAAAUCUGCAGCAGAGCUUCUAAUUUUGGACUAAAACGGGCAGAUCAUCAGCUCCUGUGGGACCACAGGCUCCACUGUCGGAGGGACCACCCCAGCAGCCUCCCCAAGGUGCUGGCCAGUGUGCCCAGCUGGGACUGGGCCAGCAUGGCUCACAUCCACUCCAUGCUGCACCACUGGCCCGUUCUACCUCCCGUCACUGCACUGGAGAUGCUCGAAUCGAAGUUUGCAGACACAGAGGUGAGGAGCGUGGCGGUCAGUUGGAUUGAGAAGAGCAGUGAUGAUGAGCUGGCUGACUACCUGCCGCAGCUAGUUCAGGCAUUAAAGUUUGAGUGUCACCUAAAGAACGCCCUCGUCAUGUCCCUGCUGUCCAGAGCUCAAGGCAACAUCAACAUCGCCCACUACCUCUACUGGCUGCUUAAAGACGCUGUGCAGGAUCCCGCCUGGGGACAACGCUACGAGCGAGUGCUGGGUGCUCUGCUGUGUCUGUGCGGCGCCAAGCUGAGGGCGGAGCUCGAGAAGCAGACUAACCUGGUGACCCUGCUGGGAGCUGUGGCCGAGAGGGUCAGACAGGCGGGGGGUUCUACACGACAGGUGGCGCUGCAGGAGGGCCUUGAAAACGUGCAGAACUUUUUCCAGAGGAACAGCUGCAGACUUCCCCUCAGCCCCAGUCUGGUGGCCAAGGAGCUAAACAUCAAGGCCUGCUCCUUCUUCAACUCCAACGCAGUUCCCCUCAAACUGGCGCUGGUCAACGCCGACCCACUGGGAGAAGAGAUCAAUGUUAUGUUCAAGGUCGGAGAGGACCUGAGGCAGGACAUGUUGGCGCUUCAGAUGAUCCGCAUCAUGGAUCGCAUCUGGCUGCAGGAGGGGCUGGACCUCCGCAUCGUCAACUUCAAAUGUAUCUCCACUGGAAAGGACAAAGGCAUGGUGGAGCUGGUGCCGUCCUCCGACACCCUGAGAAAGAUCCAGGUGGAGUACGGCGUCACCGGGUCCUUCAAGGACAAACCUCUGGCAGAGUGGCUCCGCAAGUACAACCCUGCUGAGGACGAGUAUGAGAAGGCGUCAGAAAACUUCAUCUACUCGUGUGCAGGAUGCUGUGUGGCGACCUACGUUCUGGGCAUCUGUGAUCGCCACAAUGACAACAUCAUGCUGCGCUCUACCGGUCACAUGUUCCACAUCGACUUUGGCAAGUUCCUGGGACACGCGCAGAUGUUUGGCAGUUUCAAGAGGGACCGAGCUCCAUUCGUGCUGACCUCUGACAUGGCGUACGUCAUCAACGGAGGCGAGCGUCCCACCAGUCGUUUCCAGCUCUUUGUAGACUUGUGCUGCCAGGCCUACAACCUCAUCCGCAAGCACUCCGGACUUUUCCUCAACCUGCUGUCACUGAUGACGUCCUCGGGCCUCCCCGAGCUAACCGGCUCUCAGGAUCUAAAGUAUGUGUUUGACGCUCUGCAGCCAAACAACACAGACGCUGAGGCGACUAUCUUCUUCACCAGGCUGAUAGAGUCCAGUCUGGGCAGCGUGGCCACCAAGUUCAACUUCUUCAUCCACAACCUGGCUCAGCUGCGAUUCUCUGGACUGCCGGCCAACGACGAGCCCAUCCUGUCUUUCUCCCCCAAGACGUACACUCUGAAACAGGAGGGACGCAUCGUGCACGCCUCCAUCUUCUCCUUCCAGAAGAGAUACAACCCCGACAAGCACUAUACGUAUGUGGUCAGGCUCCUCAGAGAGGGUCAGAACGAGCCGCAGUUUGUCUUCCGCACUUUUGAUGAGUUUCAGGAGCUCCACAACAAACUCAGCAUCCUCUUUCCUCUCUGGAAGCUACCCAGUUUUACCAACAAGAUGGUGCUCGGCCGCACUCACAUUAAAGAAGUGGCAGCAAAGAGGAAGUUUGAGCUCAACAACUACGUCCACAACCUGAUGAGGAGCUCCACAGAGGUCAACCAGUGCGACCUGAUCUACACCUUCUUUCAUCCGAUUGCACGGGACGAUAAGACAGAAGGUUUGGAUGCCACCUCAAAAGCACCAGAGCCUCCACUCAGUCCCACUUCUGGUCGAGUUGAAGGAGAAGUGAAACUCUCGAUCUCGUACAGAAACAGCAACCUGUUCAUCAUGGUCAUGCACAUCAAAGAUCUGGUUUCUGAGGACGGAACAGAUCCAAACCCAUAUGUGAAAACCUACCUGCUUCCAGAUCCGCACAAGACUUCCAAACGCAAGACUAAGAUCUCGAGGAAAACCAGGAACCCGACUUUCAAUGAGAUGCUGGUGUACAGCGGCUACAGCAAGGAAACCCUUGGCCUGCGCGAGCUCCAACUGAGCGUGCUCAGUGCUGAGUCGCUGCGUGAGAACUACUUCCUGGGCGGCAUCACGCUCAGACUCAAAGACUUUGACCUCAGCAAGGAGACGGUCAAGUGGUACAAACUCACGGCUGUCCCCUACUUCUAACCCCUCCCCCUCCUUCGCCUGCCUCUCCUGAACCGUGGAAAAAUGACUCCAUCUCCCAAGAAAAACAAAAUCAGAUUUCAUGCAUUAUGGGAAAGGCGGUAAAAUGCAGCCUGACUGGAAAAUCCUGCACACCUCAGUUUUUAGUUUCUAACAAUAUGAUUUCAGAGCUUCCAAGAUUUGUGGCUUUGACCGUCUUUGUGAGGAUCUUAAAUCCCUCAAAUUGGAAUAUAAGAAGUGAUAUUUUCAUUUAAGGUUGUACACACCAAAUGGACCUUUUCUUUAGUGUGAAUCAUGUGAUAAUCAUUGUAAUCCUUUAGACGCCAUGGCAGGAUGUAGCUGAGCUUGUUGUGGAUACACAUGCAUGAAGAAAUACAUACGUGUUGAAUAUCUGAUCAGAAACCACCGGAUUCCUCAGAACUUCAUCAUCCUGUUAUUGCAGCUUCACACAAGGAUGGACACUGAUAAAAUGAUCAUGAUACUUCGGUGGUUAUUCCCGUAUGACAUGAGUGCAGGUUUAAAGCCGCCUCCAGGUGCACCCUUAUAAGGACGAUGGAGCAGGAGGAUUCACAAACCUUGAAAGGGGAGCCUGCUCUGCUUUUCUUUUUCCCCUCUCCCUCUUUAACUAAUCAUGAUUGUUUCUGUGACAAACAAUCGCUUCUUCUUUUGUCUCUUUUCCCCCACUAAACUAUAACAAAGAGCUGUAAUGUUUUGUACAUUUUGAUAUUAGAGGACCAAAACGGCUUACUUUCAGAAGAGUAUAUAUAGAUUGACACGUUUAUUUUUUAAGGAAUAGAAAGGGGUGGGGUGGGGGUGGGGGUCUUUUUACAUUUUCCUUUGUUUAUUUUCUAUAUAGACAAAUAGGAGGCAUCAGGGUUUCCUGCUUUGCAGCAGACACUUCUGGGUAGAGUAGUCCAACACACCAAGAUCCAGGAAAUCAACAGUGACCUUAUGAUUCCCCCCGAGAAUGUGCCAAAAGUAACGAGAGAUGCGGCACAUCAAACCACUCUCCUGAGUGAGGGAGCUUAACAGGGUGCCUUUGUUUGUGCUCACAAUCUCUUUGAAUGCUCAACUUGGCCUUAUUGUGAUAUAAAUAUAUUUUAUUAACGAUCUAAAAAUUUCCUUAUUAAAGAAAAAUCUAUAUUCUGUAAAGCUAUAUCAGAAAUUCUUCCAGAGCAGGUCAGGUAAAUUUUCUAACAGUGGACUCUACCAGGUCUCUCUCUCAUGGUAUUACUUGACUAUUUUCACACCUUAAAAGGGGAAUUUGUAUCUCAAGCUUUGGCACGCUCUUUUCUGCGAUCUGGAUGACGAGAUUACGGUUGCCUAAAAAUGCCGAUCAUAACCGAAUCAGCAGCUCAGACUUUCACAAAUCGGUUUAUGGACCGAGUUAAGACUGGAGUCUGGAUGUGAGGCUGUUUCAGCUAAGACAUCAGUACCACACUCACUCACCGUGCCUAACAGUGGUUCAGUGAUACAGAAAAUUUUGAGAAAUUAUCUGUAAGAAUAACUGCCAGUGAAGUCCAGAUCCAGUCUGGUCUUAUGAUAUUAAAGUGAGAAAACGUCCUGGAUGUUGAGGGGAGCGAUCGGCGCUGCAGAGGCAACUGGAUCUUUAAACAUCUUCACAAAAAGGGAACACAUCCUGUGCAAGAGAUUCGCUGCUUCUCCUUCCACUCGCUAACUAUAAAAUGUUGUUCAUGUUUAAUAAAGAAAUGAAGAUGAAUUUAUCUGACAGUUUUUUUAUGAGAUCUACAAGUUUGUUGUGAUCAAAGAGUAACACUCACACUAUGAAUACUAGUGACUUGAUCCUCUCCUUUAGGGACUGUACAAAGAACACGAGCAGAGUUUGUAUUAACAUGGCCAGUUAUUUAUUCUUAAUUGGUGACCUGUAACCCGGAUCAGUGUGUACUGUAAUCCCUCUUUCCUCAAGCAGAUUAAAUGUUUUUGGAUCAAA